This is a messenger RNA of Candidozyma auris, 2199 nucleotides long. RefSeq lists its product as uncharacterized. The coding region runs from base 1 to 2199 and encodes 732 amino acids. Lineage: Eukaryota; Fungi; Ascomycota; Pichiomycetes; Serinales; Metschnikowiaceae. The record is from RefSeq and is a predicted model, not a curated record. Gene Ontology annotation, molecular function: protein binding. The transcript has a single exon.
AUGAGCAGUGAAAGAAAGAUGCGACCAAGGAGGCCUGCUGCAAAGCCCAAGCUACCGGCAAAACGAGUGCCUGAGGUACGUGAGAGGACACCCUCAAAAGAAGAAAAAGCACAGCAUUUGGAGCAUAUCAGACGAAUAAAAGAGUUCAAGAACCUUACAAAAAGUGUAAAUCAGUACCUACAGCAUAAGACUUUGGCUACUCGUGGGGGCCACAUUGAGGAAACAGAGCUUAUCGAGGAAUCCCUGCCCAUUGAGGAGAAAGCCGACGAAAUUUAUCAAGCAAUAAGAAGUAAAGAAAACAUCACAUUCACAGACCAAGAAAAGAAUGACGACAACUCAGUGGUUUUCAAAUUUGAGAAAACCACUCCAGCAGUGGAGCUACCAGACACCAUCAGGGAUAAACUUGGCCUCUCGGUAAAAUAUCUUCUCACUCAAGAGAAUCAAAACUGGGACUUAUUGUUAUAUCAACUUGAGAAGGAGGGAGGAUUCAAAGAUCUCCCGGAGAGAGAUGUCCGCAAGCUUGUGUAUGCUGUGCCUAGAGAUCAACUUCGAUACAUAUUUCCAAAGAUCGAGGAACUCUUGGAAGCAGCAGGGAUGCAAAAAUCUCCCAAAAUAAUCAAUGCAUAUAUGAGAAGUGUUAUUCACCGCAACUCAGUUGACCGGGUUGAAAUGCAAGAAGUUGAGAAGUGCAUAGACACUAUCAGACAGCUCAAUAAGAAGGGAAAGCUUGGUCGUGAGUCAUAUGAGAUCUUGGUGGAAGCAUACGGAAAAAACUCCAACAUCGAUAAGGUGAAUGCCGUUAUCACCGAAAUGAAAGAACAAGGUUUGGAACCCCUGAAAGUUGUCUACUCCAACGUCCUUGCCACAUGUGUCUACAAAACUAAGUCUCAUGCCACAGCAGUCCUGCUCUUCGACUCAAUGAAGUUCUUUCUGCAAAAGACGCAGCCGUCAACCCGUGAGUACCAAGACAUCAUUGUUAGUUACGUCAAUAAUGACGACAUCGAAAAGGCGUUAGACUUGUACCAGGAGAUGCUAACUAAUCGGGUGGAAGUCAAUCAAAAAAUUUUGGUUGCAUUGGCAAGGGGGUGCGUCAGUCGUGAUGAGCUUAAGGCAAGAGCGUGGGAUUUUAUGUUUGAGAUACACAAGAGAGGUUGGACUCCUACUGUCCACACCGCCGAAUACAUGCUCUAUUUGGCCCUGAAAGAUGGUGACUUACCACUAGCCCGUGUCCUUUAUCAACAGCUUAAUUUGGCAAAUAAUGCCAAUCCACGUUCAUUUUCGUUUCUUCUUCUCGCAUAUGCUAAUGCUUCCCUUGAUACGGACGUCCCAAUGAUAGAGUUUAAUGACACAGGUCGUCGUUUCCGUCACAACAUCAUCUCUAGCACUGACCUCACAGCCAAAAUGGAUGAUCCUCAAAAGGCAAUUCCAUUCUUGCCAAUACAAACUUUUACUUCACCUAAAGAGGUUUUGGCCGAAUCUAGCGCUGUCAUGGCACAUUCGUUGAUGAUGAACAAUCUGUUGAUCAACAUCGAAAGUGUAAACACAUUCCUUAACAUAGCUGCAAAUAUUGGUACGCUUGAGGAAUUCCGCGAUAGGUUUAAUCAGUUCACCUACUUGGACCGUGAAGGUAUUCCGGGAACAAGAAGUAUCAUUGAGCCUGAGCAAUGUUUGGAGGUUGAAGAGCCGCAGCAUGUUGAUCAAAGAGCUUCAAGUGAGAGCACGGCCCUCGCUAAAUCACCGGCACUUCAAAGACUCGCAGAGCACUCCAAUAAUCAAUUGAAGGUCCCCAGGAAUACAAUCACUUACCUUAUAGCCCUCAAAGCAGCAGCUAAGGGUAAUGACUAUGCGAUGGCUCAAACUAUGUGGACUGAAAGAGGUCUUUAUCGUAAGUCUGUUCACUGGAGCAAGCUCUCCAGGGAUGAAAAAGAUAAACUUGAUUUUGAUUUUGCCAUAACGAUGGUGAAUUGUUUGACGCAAUUUGGUCUUUUCGAUGAUGCUCUUGCUAUAAUUAUGAGUACGGAGUAUCAAUUCAGGUGGAAAAGACAUCAUUUUACCCAAUUAUACAAAGCAGCCGUCGAGAUUGGUAAUAACAAGAUAGCACUGACCCUUCGAGGAAUUGCUAAGCGGUCUCAGAUCAAUUUUGAGGGAAAGAUAAGAAGACGUGAUUAUAAAAAAUAUGUCAUGGAAAACGGUUUUUGA